Penicillium oxalicum is the source of this 336-nucleotide messenger RNA. RefSeq lists its product as uncharacterized. Lineage: Eukaryota; Fungi; Ascomycota; Eurotiomycetes; Eurotiales; Aspergillaceae. The record is from RefSeq and is a predicted model, not a curated record. The transcript has a single exon. The coding region runs from base 1 to 336 and encodes 111 amino acids.
AUGCCUGUUCUAGAUCCCACCGACUCUACAACCUUUUGCAAGAAAGGCGAUGAAGGGCUAUCAAGAAUUUUACUUGAAGUUCAUUCCUCAGAUAGAAUUAGUGAUGCAGAAACCGACAGCGAUGAUCCAGAGCAGGUUCAAGAACCUGAUGAUUUCCCUACAUUUGAGCUGAAGUCCGAUGCACAGCGGUUACCGGGGUGGGUGUAUGAGCCAGAAAAUCUAGGCGAUGCGAGUAGAGUUUGUGAUCCAGUGAAACCCGGACAGAUCUGGAAGAAUUACCGAGCUCGUCGGGGGAAGACAGGCUGGCAUCUGGAUGGGCGUCAGAUGUCCAAGUGA